AUCACUCAACAAAUUCAGCAUUAAGAGAGUUCCAUACUUGCAAAGGAAUCAAACUACAACAAUCCGGCAUCACAAUAUGGAUAACAGACUCCCAGAAGUUGCCAUGUGCAUUCCAACCAUAUCAACCAGGGGACUACUUUUGUCUAUACCUCAUCAGCCCCAUUACCCUCUUCUUACUUCUUCAAAAAUCAAUGGUGCAGAAAGAGAGAGUUCUGCAGUCUCCAAAAAAUAUGCGGGCUUUGGACCCAAGCUAAUAGAAAUAAUUAAACACAAGUUGACUUAUGGUUCCAAGAUCCUGCCACUUGGCCGCGGAGGAAAAAUCUUUGAAAAGAGUUUCAGUGUCAGGGAUGGUGAGAGGUUGUUGCAUGCUUCCCGAUGCUAUAUAUACACUACAGCUGGUGCGAUCUCAGGCAUACUCUUCAUCUCUACUGAAAGGGUUGGUUUUUGCAGUGAUAGGUCCCUCAAAACAUAUUCUACGGCAGGGAAACUGUUAAAGUUCCAAUAUAAGGUAUCUGUUCCAUUGAAAAAGAUAGAUGGAGUAGGAGAGAGCACGGACUUGAAGAGGCGAUCUAACAAGUAUAUGGAGUUAGUAACGGUGGAUGACUUCAACUUUUGGUUUUUGGGCUUUCCAAAUUACAAGAAAACAGUAGAAUGCCUUCGCCAGACAAUCAGUCAUGACUGCUUAAGUGAUUAGUCUAGAACUAUGGAGUUCUCAAGUUUGGCUUCCAGUUUUUCAACCUAUACAGUAGCUGGCCUCAGGUGUCAUUUGACGGCAUAUGAAGGCGUUAGAUUGAGCGAUCUAGGAAAUUUUUUGUAUAGCAAAUCAGGUUCAUGUAUGUAUUUCUUUAAAGUCCGUGAGUCUUAUGGACAGUGGGGGAUAGUUGGUAGAUUUGUACAUACACAAGACAUUUUUCUUCAUAGCUAUAGUUGAAUCACUGAAUUUCAUUGAA
Helianthus annuus (common sunflower) is the source of this 950-nucleotide messenger RNA. Its product is annotated as GEM-like protein 6. Bases 77 to 694 code for a protein of 205 amino acids. The record is from RefSeq and is a predicted model, not a curated record. The transcript has 3 exons. Lineage: Eukaryota; Viridiplantae; Streptophyta; Magnoliopsida; Asterales; Asteraceae.